Symbiodinium natans is the source of this 234-nucleotide messenger RNA. The record is from the annotation of a GenBank genome assembly. Lineage: Eukaryota; Dinophyceae; Suessiales; Symbiodiniaceae.
AUGCAGGAGACGACGCUGUCCAUGGCAAACUAUCUGUCUACGACCACGCGGACGACCACCAUGGUUACGCUUGAGAUCCUGACGCCACUGCCUUUGACUGGCAGCUGGAAUGGCGGGCAGACAUUCCGGCUCGCGGCGCGCCUGGCAGAGGACAUCAUCAACCAGGACCAGAUAAUUCUCCCUGGCUAUCAGAUCAAGCACGCCUUCUAUGACGACAAGUGCAGCCCUAGCACC